UUCAGUAAGAUUGCUUUGACACCACUUCCACUCUGUCUCCCCAGAUCAACGCUUCUAGCGAACCCAUUUGCACGGGGGAUUCAGCCCUCUUUCCUGGCGAGGCUUAUGAACCUGUCACCAAGCCAGUGCCUCCGAAAGGAGGAAGUGCGGUGGGACUCGAAGGAUACAUGGCGCCCGCCCCCAGCUAGCUGCUCUUCAGAUGAUCUGCAACCAAGUUGGCUGAUAAAAUAUUUAGUAACGACCCAGUAAACAUGACUGCAAAUACAUUAAAGCACUUCAGCGCGAGGCUUAUGAUUAUUUCAAAACUUAAAAAGGAGAUCAUAGAUUGUCACUGUUUCUGUACCCCAGCCGGAAACCGAACCUUCCCGAGGUGGGUUGAUGGGUGGGUGAGCUGCUUCGCCUCCUCUUCUCCUCUCUCCAGCAUAACGCCGAGGCUUUCGGCGGCGGUUUGUUUAUUUAUUUAUUUUAGUCGUGUAGUUUAAAGGUGGGGGAGGGGGCGUCAAGGACACGCAGUACCUACUCACAAAGCAGGCUCAGGUGUGUGAGCUAUUGUGUAUUAACUGGAAAAGACAGACUCUGGAAGUUUUACAGGGAGAGAAGAGGCCACCGGCUCGCGCUUUGUAUACUUUGCACUUGAAAUCGUUACAUUCAACUGAAUAUUUGGCUCAUUCAGAUCCGAAAAGUCUCCUAGCAUCAUCGAAUUCCCUCCUCCGCCCCUCCUCUCUAAAGAGAGAAGGGGGGUAAAAAUGUUUAGUAAAUUGCACAUCUUUGAAUCUUCCUAAAGCAGUGGUCACAAAGCUUAAAGGUGACAUAACAGAGCUCACGUAAACCAACACACUUUCCCCACCCCCCAAGCCAACAAUAAAAUCAUCCCCUUCAAUUUGCCAUGAUCGUCGCGACCAGGAGCCAGGUGAUUAUCCUAAUUAAUGUCUAUCUAAUUAAAUUACUGUCAGCAGCUAACCAAUGGCAGGAGCCGUUUCAUCGGCUGCAUAAGCAGCAAGAUCAAAAGUGAGCCUUUUCUGAUUGCUGCAUAGUGUCAAUUGGCCAAUCUCUUCUCCCAGGGAAAAAAAAAAAGUAAAUCAAACCUUUGAGAAGCAUUUGCUGGUUGAAGUGCUUUCUGUCUAGUGAGGGGUCUGUGGAUUCCUAGUUUAUGAUAAACAGGACUUUAAAAACCAGGGACGGGAGGGCGAGCGUUCAGGUUCUAGAGCUAUGCAGCUGGAGCACUGCCUCUCUCCUUCUAUCAUGCUCUCCAAGAAAUUUCUCAAUGUGAGCAGCAGCUACCCACAUUCGGGCGGAUCUGAGCUUGUCUUGCACGAUCAUCCCAUUAUCUCGACCACUGACAACCUGGAGAGAAGUUCACCUUUGAAAAAAAUUACCAGGGGGAUGACGAAUCAGUCAGAUACAGACAAUUUUCCUGACUCCAAGGACUCACCAGGGGACGUCCAGAGAAGUAAACUCUCUCCUGUCUUGGACGGGGUCUCUGAGCUUCGUCACAGUUUCGAUGGCUCUGCUGCAGAUCGUUACCUCCUCUCUCAGUCCAGCCAGCCACAGUCUGCGGCCACUGCUCCCAGUGCCAUGUUCCCGUACCCCGGCCAGCACGGACCGGCGCAUCCCGCCUUCUCCAUCGGCAGCCCCAGUCGCUACAUGGCCCACCACCCGGUUAUCACCAACGGAGCUUACAACAGCCUGCUGUCCAACUCCUCGCCGCAGGGCUACCCCACGGCCGGCUACCCCUACCCGCAGCAGUACGGCCACUCCUACCAAGGAGCUCCGUUCUACCAGUUCUCCUCCACACAGCCCGGGUUGGUGCCCGGCAAGGCGCAGGUAUACCUGUGCAACAGGCCACUUUGGCUGAAAUUUCAUCGGCAUCAAACGGAGAUGAUCAUCACUAAACAGGGAAGGCGCAUGUUUCCCUUUUUGAGUUUUAACAUUUCUGGGCUCGAUCCCACCGCUCAUUACAAUAUUUUUGUGGAUGUGAUUUUGGCGGAUCCCAAUCACUGGAGGUUUCAAGGAGGCAAAUGGGUUCCUUGUGGCAAAGCGGACACCAAUGUGCAAGGAAACCGGGUCUAUAUGCAUCCGGAUUCCCCCAACACUGGGGCUCACUGGAUGCGGCAAGAAAUCUCUUUUGGAAAAUUAAAACUAACCAACAACAAGGGAGCAUCAAACAACAACGGACAGAUGGUGGUUUUACAGUCCCUGCACAAGUACCAGCCCCGUCUGCACGUGGUAGAAGUGAACGAGGAUGGCACAGAGGACACCAGCCAGCCUGGCCGCGUCCAGACGUUCACUUUUCCGGAGACUCAGUUCAUCGCUGUCACCGCCUAUCAGAACACCGAUAUUACACAACUAAAAAUAGAUCACAACCCCUUUGCAAAAGGAUUUCGAGAUAAUUAUGACACGUAAGUAAUUUUAUAUGUUCCUUCUCAAGUAGCUGUUGAACUGGCCAGUAGCUUAAGUAAGGGUGGAUUGUUGCAUUUAAGGAGUUAGAGUCAAAUGUGUGAGGAAAUUGAAUGGGAUUUUCCCUUCCUUAUCUUGUUGGUUCACUCUCUGGACCUUGUGGCUUGGUAUUUGUGUGGUUUUGGUUAAAAGUUUUCUCUACUUAUUUUUAGCUUUCUUUCAAUUUCCAAAGUUAUUGCCCCCGCCCCCCGGAGGGGGGGCAUUGGCUGGCUGGCUAAGGAAGCUGCCUUGGUUCCCCCCAGUAUGCUAUAUGUGUGGCUGCAGAUGCUCAACUCAGGUUGUCUGUGUCUGAAACGGGGCAAUUCUGCCUGAAAGUGCAUGUGGCUCUGGCAGUUGUUACAGUCUCCUUGGCAUAUGUGACUUUUAUUUACUCAUUUCCAAGUUUUGUGUGCUAGCAUUUCCUUUGAAGUUUACUAUGGACCGAAUAAAAAUGUACACUCACCAGGAGAGUUUGUGAACAGAACUUAACUAAUAGUCAUUACAGGCUCUGGGCAGCACUGAGAUGUGGUUGCAUCUUCUUUGUAAGCUUCCGAAGAAAAAUGCCUCCUCUUACUUUUUGCAUCUAUGGCUUAAUUAAAUGUGUUGGUUCCCUUUCUUCAGGCCCCUCUUACCUAUCUUGAGCAAGGCUAUCGUCUGGGUACAAACUGAAUUCUUUCUAGAUUUGUUCUGGGACUCUCACUCAGGAACCUGAGAUUUUUCAGAUAAUGUUAUAUAGCAAAAUGUAAAGUGGGAUUGUGUCAUUACCCUACUUUUUUCUGACCAUAAAAGAUAAUGGGAAAUAUGCACUUUAAUUUCCUGACUUUGGGAUAGAGCUAAAGUGGUGACAUCUUUGAUUAGGAUCAGAUUAAAUGUGUGGAGGAAGAAACAGGGAGCUCAUUUGCCCUAGUCUCCAGACACCAUCUCCCCUCUCCAUGUUUUUUUUAAUAACAAGUGGGAAAGUCAUUGAUAUCUACUGGCUGCAACUUUCUUAUG
Molecule: messenger RNA, 3429 nt
Organism: Cricetulus griseus (Chinese hamster)
Lineage: Eukaryota; Metazoa; Chordata; Mammalia; Rodentia; Cricetidae
Source: RefSeq, a predicted model, not a curated record